GAAGUGGUUUAUCCUCGUAUUGCCGCACAACAUGUUAGGGCGUGGAUAGUUUUGAUGUAAAUAAUUGUUUAACGCGAUUAUAUAUAUAAAUACAUAUAUAUAAACUCUACAUAGGUGACUACCGAUGCUUCUGUAACUACUGAAUGAACUCUAUCUUAAACAUAUUUUUGUAACUUUUUUUAAUACUACAGUAUUUGUCAUGUAUUCUAUACAUUAUUAUAGUUUUUUUUGUUGUUUAUUUUUUGUUUUACUUUUUUAAUUUUAUGUGUUUUAUGUGUUUAUGUUUGGUAAAGAACAACUUGUACUUAAACUUAAUAUGCAAAAGGUUGCCCUUGAAGAUACACGAAUUGUUAAGUACAUUUGAAUAAAAACCAAACACACAUACCAGUCAAUCGUGGUCUUCUAAGGAAAUCUGCAAAUCUUUAAGAUGAAACCAAACUUUGCUAAAUGUAUUACAGGUUAAGGAACCCUGCAAAAACACGAUCGUAAACAUGUUUUGUUAAACUGUAUAUAAGUGGCAAUAUCACUUCUUCAACACAUGUUCAGAUGUGUUUCAUAAUAUAUAUAUGCUUCAUCAUGUGUCCAUCCAUGUGUACAUUUACUUCCUUAACUGUUAAAGACAUUAGGCUAUUACACACACACACACACACACACACACACACACACACACACACACAGUUAAUGACUAAGCCAUGUUAUCAAACAUGUACAUGUGGAUAAAAAGUGUAGUUUUUACUUUAUGAAACUUUUUUAAAAAAAAAAAAAAACAUGGAAACAAACUAUUUUAAAAGAAAAAACCCUACUCCAUCUGCUACUAAUUUUUGUUAAUCCAAAGUGUGAGAUUAGGUAGUUGUGUAAGGAUUUUUCAUAACCAUCGGAAGUGCAUGCAAAAAAAAAAAAAAUGGUAGCCUUGACAGUCACUGUAUACCUGUAUUCAAAUGACAUACUGAGCACGUGUAGCCAUACAGUUACACAACCUGCCCUUUAUAAAACCAGUCUCACGGGUGUAGUAUUUGUGUUAUUCAGUCCUCAGAGUGUUACGCUAACUUCCCUCUCUCUUCAACGCUUGGUUUCAGACUCUGAAGCUGGUUUCAGACGUAGCUGCUCACAAUGGGAGGUCACAGCUUUGCCCGUUUAGCACUCAUAGUCCUUUCUGUUCUCAUUUACAUCAUCUGCAUCAUAUUCAACGCACUUGCUGGACCGGGAACUGGUCCUUUUCGGAACAACACUGGAGCGAUAUCAGAUAAAUACAAUACAGAAAUCACUCCCUCGGGAUGGACCUUCUCAAUCUGGGGUGUCAUAUACACUUGGCUGUCGCUCAUGCAUAUUUAUAUCCUCACCACUACCUGCAGGAGGACUGUUUAUGGUCCAAUGUACUGCAGUCCCGCUGUGUUGCCAUAUGGAUUCUUCAUAACCUGGAUUGUAAACAUGCUGCUAAAUAUAAUCUGGCUUCUUCUGUGGGACAGACAGGUGAUGAUUGCUGCAUUCAUUAUCCUUGCCUUGAUUGCCUUCACAAACUAUUUACUGAUAAUCUUCUCCUGUCAUGGACUCAAACAAUAUGGAGCCUGGUUAAACAAAUAUCACAAAGUAGACCUUUGGUGCAUAAGGAUAUUGGUUCAGAAUGGCAUUGCAACAUACACAACAUGGACAACAAUUGCCACCCUGAUUAACUUCACUGUUGUGCUGAGAUAUGAUGCUGGAAUGACCCAGUCAGAUGCAGCAACCGUCUCUCUCUCUAUUCUUUUGGGUGAAGCUAUUUCUUGGUUCAUUGUUGAGAACUUUGUGUUUGAAAAGCACCUGCGAUACAUUCUGACAGUCUACCCUGUUGUUAUUGUGGCCUUGAGUGGAAACAUGACAAAGAACUUUAAAUCUGCAGAUCCAAGCCGCAGUGGCAUUUACAUAGCUGUUUUGCUGGGGCUGACUUGUACACUAUUUGCGAUCAAAGUGUUGCUGGUUAUAUGGAGGCACAUUAAACAUCCUCUCUACAAAGGCAUGAAUUUAGAGGAGGCGAUAUCACCAAUGGAAAUUGCUGAAAAGCAGAAGAAGAUCUUCACUUAAACUGAAUAAUUUGUAUCAUUUGAUUUUAUAUUUGUCAUAAUUUUUCAAAGCUAUUUAUUUUUGUAAUUGUUCAAAUGUGUAAAUAUGUAAUAAAUGAUGAAGUAAAAACUAAAAUGCAAAGCUUGUGUAAAUGAGUUACACAAAUUGAAUUGCUCUUAUCAGGGCAGGGGGUGUUCUAGGGUAUCUUCACAGUGACCAUGAUCUAUGCACUGUUAUGUACCAUUUUCUCCAGCAAUAAAAUCAUAAAACUCACUAGGGUUUAAAGUUUUUGUGAAGUUUUAGAUGGGAAGUCACAAGGUUGUUAUCUCAGUCCCAACUAGUGGUGACUGAAAAUAGAAUCAUGAUCACAAUCCCAAUAUAUCAAAAAAUUUAUGAACUGUGUGUUGAUUUGUAUGAGAACUACUUGCAGAAUAUUGUGGCUAAAAUUAUGACAAUAAAUAAAAUA
This is a messenger RNA of Cyprinus carpio (common carp), 2503 nucleotides long. RefSeq lists its product as uncharacterized. NCBI's taxonomy places the organism in Eukaryota, Metazoa, Chordata, Actinopteri, Cypriniformes, Cyprinidae. The record is from RefSeq and is a predicted model, not a curated record.